AUGGGCAAGAGACUUCCUCCAGAGAUCCUGCACCAUAUUGUAUACUGGGCAGACGGCAGUGUCAGAAAGAAGAUGCUGUUUUGCAAGGCGUUCAACCAUAGCGUGCUAGCUUUUCAAUACGCUGAAGCCAGCCUGCACAUCUUGGAAUCCGACCUCUCAAAGCUGUUCGACAUGGGACACUUCCUACGCACGUCGCUCAGCCCUAUUCAAGUACAGCACCUUGUUCGCGCAAAUAUUUACUGCCACCGCUUCCAGCGGGAAAAGCAGCUUCACGACAAGACGGGGUUCCUCGUUCCCCGAUCAAAGUAUUCUUACAACGUUGAAGGAAGAUCAAUUGUCGUGGCAGUUUAUGUCAGUCGCGACGAUUCGCAUGACCUGUUUGUGACGAAAGCGAGGAUCUAUCGAGACUACUUUGUCUCCGUUCUCAUUCCGUUGUGUCUGACCGGGGCACAAUUUGGCCUCGGGUUGUAUCAGACCACAUGGACCAAGAAGGCGAUAACGGACAGUAAGCUGUCGUUUGGGGCGAACCUUUUCUUUACCAUAGGAGCGGUUGCCAGCCUAGCCUUGAAAAUCGGUGGCCUCUGGAGGGCACGGGGACCAUUGGCCCCUGCCUUGCUCAGUUUCGUGAUAGGGUUUGUGCCAGUUUCUCUCUUGUUCUAUUUCUGCUCAAAAUCAUAA
Spizellomyces punctatus DAOM BR117 is the source of this 678-nucleotide messenger RNA. RefSeq lists its product as uncharacterized. The record is from RefSeq and is a predicted model, not a curated record. The transcript has a single exon. Bases 1 to 678 code for a protein of 225 amino acids. Lineage: Eukaryota; Fungi; Chytridiomycota; Chytridiomycetes; Spizellomycetales; Spizellomycetaceae.